Sesamum indicum (sesame) is the source of this 760-nucleotide messenger RNA. Its product is annotated as cysteine-rich repeat secretory protein 55-like. Lineage: Eukaryota; Viridiplantae; Streptophyta; Magnoliopsida; Lamiales; Pedaliaceae. The record is from RefSeq and is a predicted model, not a curated record.
AAAUACCAAAUCUAUGGCCUAGCACAAUGCAGAGGAGACGUGAGCAAAGACGACUGCUCGGUUUGCAUCCAAGACGCACUGGAGAAUAUACGUGAUCAUUGUGCAAACCGGGCAGAUGCCAGGAUUUGGUAUGACUACUGCUUUUUAAGGUAUAGCACCGUGAAAUUCUUUGGACACGUGGACACUUCUGGCUUAUACUUAUACAACGUAGAAAACGUUACGGACCCAGAUGUUUUUAACCAGAAACUAGGAGAUUUAAUGGACCAGAUUAGCUCAGAAGCUGUCAAGCCUGGAAGCAAAGGGCUGGGGAAAGGAAAGACUGACAUCUCGUCGUUUGUCAGGCUUUACGCUUUGGUGCAGUGCACUAGAGAUCUUUCAGAGUUGAAUUGUGCUCAGUGUAUUGCUAUUGCAAUCGAAAAAUUUCCCACAAUUUGCGGUAAUAAGAAAGGAUGUCGAGUUCUAUACAGCAGUUGCUACGUUAGAUAUGAACUCUAUCCGUUUUUCUUUCCUCUUGGUUCACACGAGUCCUUGGUUGAUAGCCUCGUGAGCUAUAAGUCAGUCAUGGCCUUAAAACCUUGAUGUGUUUCAAGAAAGUGUACUUGUAUUAAAUACUGUUCAUUUUCAGUUGAUGUGUAUAUGUACAUGUAUACAUGUCGAUCCCGUCCAGGGAUUACUUGUCACAGAUAAUGAAUAUACAUUUGGUAUGUUCUGCUCAAACUUUAAUAAAACAUCUGCUGGAAAUGGGACGUUUUCGUUGUCA